AUGAGAAUAAUAAAAACUAAUGGAGAUUUUUUAUCUUCAGAAAGUACAAUUUCAACUACAACAAGAAAAAAAUUUUAUCAAUCAAAUUGUGAAAUAUUCUUAUUUGAAUUACAUAAUUUUACAUUAAAAAAAGUACUUGUUGAGAAUGACUCAAAUGCUUUAACAGAAAUAAGCAAUUUUUUAGAUCAUCUAUAUAAUAUUAAACCACCAAAUAAUUUUAUCUCUAUUGACCAAUCAUUUAUAGAUAAUAGUAAAAAUAAUGAAUUAUCUUUAAUUAAACUUCUUGAAAAAAAAGAUAAACCAAUAUAUUAUACAAUUUCAGAGGAAGAAAAAUUAUUAUCAUUAAAUUUAAAAAAUUUUAAAAUAUGGUUUAAAGAUGAAAUAAAUUCUAUAUUAAAUGUAAUUGAAUUUUAUAAAAUAGAUGGAUUAGAAUACGAUUUUCCAACAAAUACAUCAUUUGUAAUUAAUUGUACUGUUAUAACAGAUAUUCAAAAAAAAGUUGAACUUCAAAGAGAAUUAUAUUUUUUUUAUAAACGUGUUAUAUCAAUUUAUUCAGUUAUUGCUACUGAUGUCAUUAAAAGUUAUAAUGAAAUUAUUUCUUUUCAAAUGGAUGUACAUGAUAUAAAAACAGAACAAUAUAUUGAUAAUUUAAUAAAAACUUAUCCAAAUAUUACAUUUGGAGCUAGGACUAGUAAAGGUUUAUCUGAUAUACUUUCAAAACCUUAUCAUAAACUAGAAGAUUUAGGAAACAUGGUAGCAAAAACUUUAGCUAAUUUAGCUCCAUAUAUAAGAUUAGUAACUAAAGUGAUUAUUAUGUUUGGAAAUUCGGAAAAAAAAGUUAAUGGUCAAUCAUUUAUUAGAUGGAUUGAUGAUUCAUUAAGAACAAUUAGUUCACAAAUACCAAUUUAUUAUCAUCCAAAUCUUUUAUGUGAUUAUAUUGAUGAUGUAGAUGAGGAACUUGUAAAAUUUCAUGUUGCUUUAGAUAAUGGAACACUUGAUUAUAAUAAACUUAAUAAUUCUUAUCAAAUGCUUCUUAAAAAAUUUAAAAAACAUAAGGAAGAAAUUAACAAAUUAAGUCGUAAACCAUUAAAUGAAAAUAUAUAUGAACCUCGCAAUGAAAUGGUAUUUUCUGAUUUAUUUGUACCAAAAUUACAUCCUAUUUUUUAUACAAAAAAUGAGGAAAAAUUAAUUUUAUCAUGCAGUGAUAAUGAUUUUAAGGCAUGGUUUAAAAAUGAAAUUUGUUGUAUUCUUGAUUUUAUUGAUAGAUACAGAAAAGAUAAUAUCAAAUAUGAUUUUCCUACUAGUGUUGAUGAAUUAAGAAGAAGAGCAGAAAUUAAAAAUACAAUGAAUGCAUUAGACUAUGAAGUGGAAUUAAUGCAUUUAUACAAAAGAGUAUUAUUAGUAUAUUCUCUUAUUUACUCAAAGUACACUUCAACAACAGCAUUUAAACAUAAAAUCAUAAUGGAAACAAAUUUUCUAAAACAAUUAUUAUUUUCAAUUGCUGAAGAAAUGGAUUUUAGAUGCAUGAGAAUUAGUUAUUUUAUUAACUCAUAUAAUUUAUAUAUUAAAGGGAACAAUAAAAAUCAAAAUCUUGAAAAUUUGAGAGAUGUUUUAAAAAUUAAAGCUGAUGAAUUGAAAAGAUUAGAACAACCUGUUUCAGAGUAUUUUAGGUUGCAUUUAUUGGAGGCAUUUUAA
Messenger RNA from Strongyloides ratti, 1695 nucleotides. RefSeq lists its product as hypothetical. The record is from RefSeq and is a predicted model, not a curated record. The transcript is spliced from 6 exons. Lineage: Eukaryota; Metazoa; Nematoda; Chromadorea; Rhabditida; Strongyloididae. The coding region runs from base 1 to 1695 and encodes 564 amino acids.